AUGGGUGGUACGGACGCCAAGGACAUUCUGGGCUUGCCGAAGACUCCACUCUCUUUAGGCCGACCCGAUGGCAUUUCUCUCAAGGUAACGAGUCGCAACAAGCAAGCCCUGGAAUCGAUUGAGCUGUUAAUAUUCGUUGAAUUGCAGGUUUAUGCGCUUACAGGCGGCGUUGCACCACUUAUGCCUUCAAUUGAUGUUACCGACCUCUUGAUGACAAGUUCUGCUAGGAAAGAUGAUUUGGUGCUGUACCAUUGGGUUAGAGUGGUAAAUAAUGUUCCACCAACAGGUGAUUAUUCCUUUGCCAUAUAUAACAAGUCAGUUGAUAUCUUUAAGUACAAGGACGAUGAAUAUGAGAAUUAUUUAACGGAUCAUGUAAGUGACACCAAGGAAGACACAUAUCAGUUGUUUGAACUGUUUGAAAGGUUUGAUCUCCUUUUCACUUUCAUUACUGAUCGCUUUUCAUUACCACGGACUGUAGAGGAACUGAAAGAUCGUUACUAUAGUAACUCUCUUUCUUUUGUAGUAACUCGGGCCCUGCUGCGUGCUAGAGCUCAGUCUCCACCACAUGUUGCAAACCAUCCUCUGAUGAAGAGUAGACACGAGGAGAAGAAAGAUGCUGAGAUUCUUGCUGAGGCUAAAAGAAUCACAGAGAUGCGUUUAGCUGCACGUCGUGGGGCAGAUCCCGAUGUGUCUGGGAAUGAGAAUAUUGGUCUUGAUAAAGCUGAUGGAGGUCCAAGGUGUAGUGUAUCUACAUCUUCCAAUUCUCAACUUCCUGCAACUUCUGUGGCGCCAUCAACACUAACUAUGGCAGACUAUGCCUCUACCCUUGCUUCUCUGCGAAUGCUUCAUGUGUACUUGAGAACGUAUGGACUUGAACAAAUGGUCCAAGCUGCAAGCUCUGCUGUUGGUCUUCGAACAAUCAAGCGUGUUGAGCAGACUCUGCAAGAUCUUGGGGUUAAUUUAAAGCCAAAGGUUCCCACAAAAACUCUACAGUAUAAAGAAUCAGAAGGUUCAUUAUACCGUGAAGGGUCAUAUGCCGCAAUGCCAGAUACUCCAAAGGAUGGUGUUUUCGCAUGUGAGCCAUUCAGUUUUGGAGGAACAUUUCCUUUUAUCUUCUCUGGUCCUGGAAGACAGGCACACUUCCCUUCACCAGCUCAUAGGCGGCCCAGGAAAUUGAAAGCAUCUGAACUCUAA
Messenger RNA from Eruca vesicaria subsp. sativa (arugula), 1194 nucleotides. The record is from the annotation of a GenBank genome assembly. NCBI's taxonomy places the organism in Eukaryota, Viridiplantae, Streptophyta, Magnoliopsida, Brassicales, Brassicaceae.